This is a messenger RNA of Leptopilina boulardi, 4962 nucleotides long. Its product is annotated as probable protein phosphatase CG10417. Gene Ontology annotation, biological process: protein dephosphorylation. Gene Ontology annotation, molecular function: protein serine/threonine phosphatase activity; cation binding. NCBI's taxonomy places the organism in Eukaryota, Metazoa, Arthropoda, Insecta, Hymenoptera, Figitidae. Bases 148 to 2235 code for a protein of 695 amino acids. The record is from RefSeq and is a predicted model, not a curated record. The transcript has 6 exons.
UCCUCCAACAGUGAAAACAGAAAACCGAACCGGUCAUGGUGGUAACGAUCGUGCAGCGCACUUGCGUUUCUGAAUUUUCCCAGUGAUAUCGCAAUAAUCACAUUUAUCAUUUAGCAAACAACGUGUCAGCCGCCGGUUUCAAUAAAAAUGGGCGCCUAUUUAUCCGAACCGAUAACCGAAAAAGUGUCCAGCGAUCAGGCGGGCAAAAAUAUUGCGUACGGCGCGAGUUCAAUGCAAGGCUGGCGAAUUAGUCAAGAGGAUGCUCAUAAUGCGUGCCUUGAAUUCGACGAAGAUGUUUCACUAUUUGCCGUGUACGAUGGACACGGAGGUCAUGAAGUGGCCGCCUAUUGCGCUCGAAAUCUACCAGAUUUCAUCAAAAAUACUGAAGCCUAUAAAAAUGGUGAUAUUAAGCAAGCUCUCAUUGAUGCAUUUUUAGGUUUCGAUGCUACUCUCGUUACACCGGAAGUGAUUGAUAUAUUGAAAAAAAUAGCCGGUACAAAGGAUCCAGACAAGAAAAAAGAUGAUCAAGACGAAUCUGAUGAAGAGGAAAAUAUCAACAGUCUUUGUAUGGAGGCAGCAAUGCCAUUGGAACAAGUAAUGGCGAAAUAUCAAUCCGACAGUCAACAUCCACAAUCGAAGAAUGAAAAAAAUGAGAUUAACAAUCGUAUUUAUUCGUCAAGUCCAUAUUUACGAAGUCGAAAGGGUAAAGAAAAAGCGAGUUGUUCGUCGUCUGGUGCUGGUUGUUCAUCAUCGUCGUCAUCAUCAUCGUGGAACACAAAUGAAAGUGAUGUAAGUAGCUCGAGUCAACAAUGUGGUUCAAGUACAAGUUCAACCGAUAGGAAAGAAUGUGAAACUGCAGUCAGCAGUGAAGCGGAACAAGUAUUAGAUUCAACAACAAGUAAUGGUGAAAUUGCCGAAACAUCUGAACGUGUUGCUUCCACACAAGAUACGGAUACAACGAAAUCAUCAUCGGCUGAUAUGCCCGACAGUUCUGAGGAUAUUAAAGAUAAAGUGUCGCCUAGUAAAACAUCACAAGCUGAAUUACAAAGUACAAAUGAUACGGAAAUUAAUGGUGGUGAUGGAAGCGGUGGCAGUGGUUCAAAAGACAAUUUUGAUAAUGCUGAUAGCAGUAAUAAAAGCGGCAUUGACAGUGCAAUCAGCAGCUCUUGUACACCAGUGGAAAAUGGCGAGACGGAGGAACAAGCUAAAAUAAGUAGCAGUAACACUCGGAAAAGACCGAGUGCAAUUGAACUUUAUAAAAGUUUAUUACAGGAAGAUGCUGCACGAAGAAUGGAGAAUCAAGAUGAGGAAGAUGACGAUGAAGACGACGACGACGAUGAGGAGGAUGACGAGUCUUUUGUUGGAAAUCGAAAAAAGAAAAAUAUACUUAAACAAUUCGAUGAAAUGGAUGACAGCGACGAUGACGACGAUGAGGAUGACGAGGAGGAGGAGGAAGACGAAGAUGAUGAGGAUGAUGAAGACGACGAGGACGAGGAUGAGGACGAUGAUAUAAACAUGAAUAUGACCGAAGAGCCUGGAUCAGACAGUGGUUGUACAGCUGUGGUGGCCUUACUCAAAGGUAAUGAUUUAUAUGUGGCAAAUGCGGGAGAUUCGAGGUGUGUCUUGUGCCGUGAUGGCGAAGCAGUUGAACUCAGCUUCGAUCAUAAACCGGAAGAUCAACCGGAAAUGGAUCGAAUAAUAAAAGCAGGUGGCAAAGUAACUGCCGAUGGACGAGUGAAUGGUGGACUCAAUUUAUCCCGAGCAAUUGGCGAUCAUGCAUAUAAACAAAAUACUGAAUUAUCAGCUCAGGAACAAAUGAUUUCGGCACUCCCUGAUAUUAGGCAUAUGACAAUUGAUUUGGAAAAAGAUGAAUUCAUGGUACUUGCUUGCGAUGGAAUUUGGAAUUUCAUGACAAGUCAAGAUGUCAUUCAAUUUGUACAGACACGUCUCAAGAAAGGAUGUCAAAAUGUUUCCAAAAUUUGCGAAGAGCUUUUUGAUCAUUGUCUCGCACCAAACACAUUUGGCGAUGGAACAGGUUGCGACAACAUGACAGCGGUGAUUGUUCUAUUUAAAUCAUCAUUACCAGUAAACGAUGUGAGCAAUUCAACAAGCGAACAACCAGUGACCACGAAGAAAAGGCCCGUUACACCCGGUUCACCAGAAGCCAACAAGGAUUGUGCGACGCAUGACACUGUGAUAGAUGAAUGCAAGCGUCAAAAAACUGAAGCUGUCUGAGAAAAAAAAACGAAAAAAAGAAAAGAAAGAAAAUGUCUCGAAUUUGAAGAGAAAAAAAAAACAAAAAAUAAUUGACCUACUGAUGUUUUUCAAGUGAAUAUAUGAAUUUUUUUUUUUUUUUUUUUUUUUGUUUUAAAUUACGUACAACUUUUGCAUAUGAUACAGUAACUAUAUUUAAAAAAAAAGAAAAAAAAACAUCUUGUAGUUACGCAAAAAUAGUGCAUGAUUUUUUUUUUUAUAAAAGCACUCGAUAGACUGAUUUAUUGGAACGAACGUGAAGUGAUAAGAGUUUUUUUUUCAAAAACUUGGAUAAAAAAAAACCGAACGAAUCCAGUUAUAAUCAUGAUAUUAUCGAAUUCUUAUACGGAAUUCAAAUUUUUUUUUUAAAUCAAAUUUUUUACAAUUUUUAAUACUUUUUUUCAAAAAAAAAAAAAAAUUUUCUUAAAUUUGUAUUUUUCUUCAUUUACGUGAAUUUUAUCACAUUUAUGUAUUUUAUUUCAUAAUUUGUGAAUUAUUUAUUCAUGUGCAUGAAUUUUUCUUUUUUUUCAUUAAUUUUUUUUCCGUGCAUUAAUUGUCUUUGUAUAGUUUAAAAAUUUUUUUUUAAUGUAAUUUAUUCAUAACAACAAAUCUGUUUUUUUGUAAUUCAUGUAAUAAUAAUAAUAAUAAUAAUAAUUCUAAUAAUAAUAAUAAUUAUAAUAAUAAUGACUGAGACAAAAUAUUGACUGGAUUGUGAUGAUCAUAUGAAGAAACAAAAAAAAAAAAAAAAAAAAAAAAAAAAGUAAUUGUUAUAACGACGAAAACUUAAUGUAAACAAAAUACCAUUUAUUUUUUUGGUUUAACUUUGAUUUCAGUGGAGGACACCUUUAUGUAUUUGUAGAUGAUAAGUAAGAGUUAAGCAUACAUUUAAAAUACGGCAAAGUUAAGGCAACAAAUUAGCGGCAAAACUAUCAACUGUAUAAUUUAUUGUUUUAUUCACAUCGACGUCAUAACACUAGAUUUUAAAUAAUAAUAAUAACUAUUUAUCGUUCCGGUGGUUAAAUAAAUUUAUUUUUUUUUUCAUUGGUUAUGGAAAUAAUAUUUCGGAGAGAAAAAAAAGAAAACAACAGCACAAAAAAAGCUCGUUCAGUAAUAAUCUUAACAUUUCACAAUUUUUGUAUUUUGCAUUUAUAUAGUUCCCUAGAUAUUCUCAUCACUAUUGUUAAUUUUAGCAUAUUUUUUUUUUAAUUUUUUUUUUUGUAAUUUCACUAUCAUUCCCAAAGCGUGAUUUUUUUUAUAUUAUAACAAUAUAUUUUUUUUUUCUCAAAAAAGGCAAGCACAAUUAAAAUCGUGUAAAAAAAGGAGAUUUUUUUUUUUUAUUGAAUUAAUCGUGAAAUUUACGAUUAUUUUAUUACCAGACUUCUUUUUUUUUUGUGUAAUGUACUCUUGUUUUUUUUUUUUUAAGGUACAUUAAAUGUGCGAUUGUACAUAUUUCUAAACAUAAGCUGUAAGAUUUAUAAUAUUUGUAAUCCAAUACAAACGAUUAAUUUCUUAUUUUCUUUUUUUGAAUAAAGUUUAUUUUUCAAUCCCUAGUUACGGUUUUAUAUAUAUAAAAAAAAUGAAAUAAUUUAAAUAUAAUCAUUUAAAAAGAGAGAAAAAAAACAGAAUAAAAUGCUCCUCUGGCUUUGAUUAAUUUUUUAUGUCUAAUUCACCGAGUCUUUAAGGAUAACUACGAAUAGUUGUACUAAGCACGCAAUACCAAAGUGACGAUUUCAGUUUUUUUAUGCAUAAAGAAAAUAUGGAAAUUCGACUUCUUAAAAAACAGGAAUAUAUUAUUAUUAUUGACCGAUGUGACGAGCUCUAAUGUAGAACACAUUAGGUUUUUGCUAGACAGUAGUAAUUUAUUGUACACCGAACUUUUAUAUAUAAACAUUGAUUACUGUGAAACUAUAGUUAUGUAACAAUAUAUAAUUAUAGUUCUAUAAAGAAAUAUACGCUGAGAAAAAAAUUAAUAUUUCCAAAUAAUCCUUGAUUUUUAACUUAAUAUUAAUUUAAACCAAAUUUAUCAAUGUUUGAAAUUAAAUUCACUGGCGUUAUAAUAAUUAUUUAAUCUAUUUUUAGUAAAAAUUAAAAAAAAUUUUUUUGGUUUAAAUAAAUAUUGGAUAAGUCAACGAAUUGAAUGAAAAAAUUUUUAUUCAAGUGCAUAGUUUUUUUUUUUUUUUUUGAAAAUAUAAAUACAAUUAUUAUUGUUAUGUAACUAUAAUAUUUACAGUAUUCAAGAAACUUUUCGAUUGCUUCUUAAUUUGUAUAGCUAUAUGUCGGUAUACAUAAAUAUAUAUGACUAUACAUGCAAAAAAAACAACCAAAAAAAAAAAUGUAAUGAGUUAUGUCGGAAAGGAAAAUUUUGCGGAAAAAAAAAUUUGUAAAUAAAAAUUGAAGCAGUCUGAAAAGUAUUAUUGACUCAUAUAUUUACAGUGUAAAACAAUUAUAUAGAAUCAGACAGAAAAUUAAAUUAACUCAUGUGCCUUUCAUGUUCAGGGGUCGACAGUCUCCAAUAAUUUUUGUGUACAUUAGAUGCUGUCUCAUUUCAUGGAGAUUAUAUAAUUAUGUCUUCACCCGAAAAACACUUCGAUACUAUAUAUUAAUUAUAGAUGCAAAAUUUCUUGAUCAAACCUAUGUACAAUAUGCAUAUAUCCGUUUCGUAAUACAUGUAUGUACCAUGAAGACAAAGUAUAAUAUGUCUUUUUUUUA